AUGACUUUUUUCCUACAGACAUUCCUUCUGUCUUGCUUUGUGGCUACAAUUCAAACCAAGAUCUACGGUCGCUGCGAGUUGGCUCAUGUGUUGAAGAAGAAUGGGAUGGAUAGAUACGAAGGUUAUAGCCUAGCCAGCUGGAUCUGCAUGGCAUUUUACGAAAGUGGCUUUGACACCGAGACCAUUGAUCGGCACAAAGGUGGCACCAAAGACUAUGGCAUCUUCCAUAUCAACAGUGGUCGGUGGUGUAAAGAAAAUGGUACCUUAUCAGAGGCCAUUUGUGGCAUAGCUUGCUCAGAAUUGCUGAAUCCUGAUCUUAAAGAUGACAUUGCCUGUGCCAAAAUGAUUGUGAAAGACCCCAUGGGCAUGGCUGCCUGGGGCCAGUGGAAAAAACACUGUGAAGACCAAGCGUUGAGCAAGUGGGUAAAGGGGUGUAAGGUUUGA
Molecule: messenger RNA, 444 nt
Organism: Candoia aspera
Lineage: Eukaryota; Metazoa; Chordata; Lepidosauria; Squamata; Candoiidae
Product: lysozyme C, milk isozyme-like
Exons: 4
Coding region: 1-444 (147 amino acids)
Molecular function (GO): lysozyme activity
Source: RefSeq, a predicted model, not a curated record